UGUUGUUGGAGGAAUUAUUAAUCGCAUCUUUAAGAACGUAAAACGAAUGUAGAGCGGUAGCACUCGUAACGGCAGCAGCACCAGCUGUAGAAUAAAAAAAAAAAUAAAUAAACUAAGAAGAAGAAGAAGAAACAGCAGUAUAUGGAUGGUAUUUGUAUUGUGUACUAUAUGCCCUUAUUCGCUUGCACAUCGGGCAUAAUGUGUUGCUUUGUAUAACAAUGUAGCUUUCAAUGCUCUCAACCAGUAGAUAUUUUGCAUUGAUAUCAAUAAGUUGUAUCAAUUCAAAUGGAAUUUAUAAAAAUUCUAUUUAAUAUUGCAUUCACAGUGCUGCCGUUGCUACUACUACUGCUGCUACAAAUACCAGCAGCGAGAGCAACAACGCGAUCAUCUACUGAAAAUAAUAAUAAUAAUAAUCAUAAUAUUCAAAAUGCCGAAACAACAACGAUCGCAACAACAAUAAUAACAACAACAACAACGCCAACUACAACAACAACAAAUAAUAAUAAAAACAAAAACAAUAUAUCAACAGCAACAACAACAACAACAAUAGGAGAACUGCGUAAACAUGAGCAAAUAAUAGAUAAUUCUAUAGAUUUCACAGUUGAUCCAUGCGAUGAUUUCUAUCAGUAUGCCUGCGGUGAAUGGAAGCAACAAUUGUAUCAUCAGCAUCAUCAUACUGAAGACAAAAGUUCUGAUGGUGAAGAGCGUAAAGCAGAACAAACUGUAAAACAUGAUGAUGCUGAAAGUGAUAAAUAUGAUCGGACUUUAGCUAUGAUCGAUUAUUUGGCAGACAAAGAGGUGCUAAAAUACUUUAAUAAGAGAAAUAUGACAAAGAAUUUAAAUACAACAACAACAACAACUGCAAGAUCACAAACAACAACAACAACAACAACAACAGCGCCAACAACAAAAGAGCCGGAUUUUAUAAUAAAAGUGUAUAAAUAUUAUAAAUCAUGUAUUGCCAUACAACAGUAUGAACCUAUUAAGUAUUUGGAAUGGUUGGAGUUGAAUGAACACGUUAAAUGGCCUUCAUUGAUAAAUACAACAACAACAGCAACGGCAACAACAACAACAACUACAAACAACGAAGAACAUCAAACCAAUAAACAUGAUCACCAUGCUGACACAGAGGGUUGGGAGGAUGAUGAAAUUGUAAUGGACGCCGAUGAUGAUGAUGAUGACGAAGUUGAUGAAACUAAAACUGCUGAUGAAAUGAACGAUGAGGCUGCUCAGGACUAUGACUCCAGCUGGAUUAUUACGCUGGCCAAAUUACGCAAAUAUGGCAUGAAUGGCAUCUUCAUAGAGGAAAUCAUCUACAACACCAAAAGCUUUCCCACCAAAAUGCUAUUAGGCUUCAAUAAACCCACCAAAGAGGGAGGCUUUAAAAGUUUGAAAAAUGAAAAUUUAAAAAUUAUUUUAAAUAAUUUAAAAUUAAAAUUAUCGGCUGAAUCUUAUAAAAAACUAUGGUUGCAGGUGACCAAAUUUGAAUGGCAAUUAACAAAACUCAAUGACCUAAGCGAUGAGCUGGGCACAACCAUGAUAACAGUAGCGUAUUUGCCCGUACCAUGGUUAAGUGAUUAUUUGAAAGUAAUAUUCAAUCAAACCAGACCAUUGGACGCAAAUAUGCGCAUCGUUAUAACAAAUGUAGCAUAUUUUAUGGCUCUGGAUGAUUUGCUCAAUGAAUACGAUGAUAAUUUUCUUAAACAAUAUAUACAAAUACGUUUUCUCUGGCAUCUGUAUCAGCAAGAACCGCAACACUUUCAACCAUUGGAAUGUAUUCAGCAUAUAAAGCCUUUUAUACCUUUAGCCUUUGACUGGAUAUAUGAGAAACAAAUGGAUUAUUUAAAACCCGAAAUACCCAAGCUCAAUGUUAUGUUUAAUAAUCUAAGAAGACAAUUCAAUCUAACUCUAUACAACAAUAGAAAUAAUUUUGAUUCUGCCACCUUGGAUCAGUUGGUCAAAAAAUUAGAAUCAAUUCAACUAAAUGUGGGCUCGUUUGUGGACAUUGAUGGUUCGGAGUUUUUCUAUGAAAAUCGUAAGUUUUACUCUUCACUAAAAUUAUCUUCGGCUGAGUAUUACUUUAAUCAUUUGAAAAUGUUAAAAUUCAAUUUUGAGGCUCUGCACUUUGGCAUGCAGGGAAUAAGUACUCAUUCUCGUUACUACGAUAUGCAAGAAUACAAUCGAGGUUUAAGUUCGGCUCCCUAUUUCAACCAAAGGCUUAAUACUCUACACAUACCUUUGUCUCUACUCCAGCCUCCUUUGUACCACAAGGAUUUUACUGACAUAUACAAAUACAGCUCUUUGGGCUUUCUUAUAAGUCAAACUUUAAUGUAUGGCUUCAAUUUAAAUGGUCUAGCCAAAGAUGAACACACUAAACUAAUGCUGCAUGUAAAAUGUCUAGGCUCUUGGCAGUCCUCGGAAUUCAAUGAUAAAAUAGCCGAUGUUAGUGGUUUGCGUCUCAGUUAUCACAGCUUUUUUCAUACGCACAACAACAAUUUAAUAUCAAAUCGUAAAAAAUUUUUCCUCAAUUAUGCCCAAACAUUUUGUGGCUCACACACCUCCGACGAGGCUCUAGGUCGGAGUCAUGUUAACUAUGCUUUGGCUCAGUUUGCCGAAUUUGCAAAAACCUUUGAGUGUUCACCUGAUAGUCAUAUGAAUCCACAUGAGAAAUGUUAUUUAUGGGAACUAAUUGUAAUAUUAAUUAUAACAAUAAAUUUAAGUAUUAAUUUUAAACAUUUUAUUUGUAAUUUAUUUAGUAUUUUAAUUAAUUUUUUUUUACACACAAACAACCCCAAAAGCAAACUGUUUUAAAUAAAAUUUUAAGUUAAUUAAAAUCAAAAAGAAAAAAAGUGAUCAUUAACUAAUACCUAAAAGUUCAGAAAAAUAGUUUUAUUGUUUGAGAAAUGUUGUUAGUAACUACAUUAGUUAAGGACCUCCUAUAGACUGCCUAUAAUUAACAAAAAUAAUAAUAAAUUGCCAUUAUAAUAUAAGUAAUUUUGUAAAAAAAAUAUGCCAAAAACUAAUCAAACAUUAUAUGCCUGGAGUACAUGUCACAAAAAUCAUGCCUGCAGCUCUAGUAGUAUUUUUUCUUUGAUUUUUUCUAAAUUCUUUAUAUAAAGUGUAAAUAGUUUUAAAUUACUUUUAU
Molecule: messenger RNA, 3145 nt
Organism: Lucilia sericata (common green bottle fly)
Lineage: Eukaryota; Metazoa; Arthropoda; Insecta; Diptera; Calliphoridae
Biological process (GO): protein processing
Cellular component (GO): plasma membrane
Molecular function (GO): metalloendopeptidase activity
Source: RefSeq, a predicted model, not a curated record